AAAGCAUGUUGGACUUCCGUGGGAGAAAAGUUGGAACAUUCAUGGUUUAUGAAUCGUCGUACGGCAUAUACGUGCGUAUCCAACCUCUUACAAAGUGAGUGAAAUGUUGAGCGGCAGCAAGGAGACGCCACGAUGUAGAGCUGCCUAAUCUGAUUCACAGUGCUGAAUUCUCUUUCUCCGGACGAUGCGGAAAAAGUGGAAAAAGCAAGGGACGCUGUGAGCGGAGAAGGUGCAACUGCGCCCAGGCCUCUAGAUCCGAACUGUAACUCCCGCUCGAACCGUCAUUGAUUCCAAUUUUAGUACGAACCUCUUCAGAGGACGAAGAAGAAGAUGGUAUACGGACAUUGCAAAUCCGAAGGGUGCACCUCCAGCUUGAAGCAUGGAAGAUUAUGGCACCUGCACGGUUCCGUGGAUUCCUGGAGAAUUUGAAGUUCGGCUAAAAGACUAAGAAGAAACAGGCAUUUGACCCAAGACGUACAAGUCAUCAAAACUGUCGUUGAAGGAACUACAAGGCAUCGAUCGAUCGAAGCUGUAUGUUAUUUCGAGAAUGGGUUAGUCAUCCGGCACAGUGUCGGGCAAGACGGAAAAUCUUAUGCACCCUUGUAGAAUCAUCUCUGGACAUCGGAAGAAGACGAACCGAGAACCUACCUCGCGACAAUCCAGAAAAGUUGUAAAAUCAGAGCAGGAGAGCUGUGAAGCACGCUCAGCAUCAUCAUCAGCACCAGUCACACGAUACCGAUCCAAAGGAUGGUCGAGGAGCGCGACAUGCAAAUCUCAGAGGCCGAAUCGCAAGCGAGCUUCGUUCCGAAUCGACGAAGAGAAUGCAAUGCAAGGCUGAAAGAAACGCGACGAUGAGGGCCGUGGACGACGACGCGGUGCUCUGAAGGAGGGUCGCAGCGAAUCGGAGCAUCUGGCAAUCAGAUCGCGCAGCAGAGUGUAGAGGGGAGGGGAGAGGAGCAGAUCGGAAGGGAGCGUCGUCGCGAUGGCGGCGGUGUCGGGCGCGCGACGGUUCACGAUGACGACGGCGCUGGCGGAGGUGGCCGCGAUGGAGGCGGUGCGGCGCAUCCCCAAGGAGCUCGACAAGUACCUGUACAUGCGGCACAUGCACCACGAGAAUCCGGCGCUGUUCUACAAGCUGCUGAUCAACAACGCGCAGGAGCUGCUGCCGGUGGUGUACGCGCCCACCGUGGGUCAGGUUUACCAGGACUACAGUAAGCUGCCGAUCCACAUCCACGGGCUCGUGGUCCGGCCGGAGCACCGGGGCAGCUUGCUUCGGCGCCUGCGCGACUGGUCCGGCGGGCACCGCGUGCGCGUCGUGGUGGUGACGGACGGCGAGCGCGUGCUGGGUUUGGGCGACCUGGGCUUUAACGGCAUGGCCAUCGCUGAGGGCAAGAUCCUGCUCUACACCGUCAUGGCCGGCGUCAACCCCGCCGUCUGCAUGCCCUGCGUGCUCGACGUCGGGACCGACAACGAGCGCCUGCUGGCCGACCCGACCUACAAGGGCCUGCGACAAAAGCGACUGCGCGGUCAGGAGUACGACGACCUGGUGGACGAGUUCAUGGCCGCCGUCAAGGCCCUGCACGACCACACGCUACUGCAGUUCGAGGACUUCGGCAACCGCAACGCCUUCCGCCUGCUGGACAAGUACGCGCCACUGCAGUGCUCGUUCAACGACGACAUCCAGGGCACGGCGUGCAUCGCGCUGGCCGGCGUGCUCUCGGCGCUGCGCGUCACCGGCCUGAGCAUCGAGGACCAGCGCAUUCUGGUGCUCGGCGCCGGCGAGGCCGGCACCGGCGUCGGCCAGCUGAUCUGCAAGGCCAUGCGCUCGCAGUCCAAGCUCUCGGAGCCCGAAUCGCUGCAGCGCUGCUUCUUCCUCGACUCCAAGGGCCUCAUCUGCAGCUCGCGCUCCGACGACCUCCAGCACCACAAGCUGCCCUUCGCCCACGACGUGCCUUUCAUCGACAACCUCCUCGAUGCAGUGAAGCAGCUGAGACCCACCAUUCUCGUCGGAGCAUCCACUCAGGGUGGAGCCUUCACUAAGGAGAUCUGUGAGACCAUGGCUCAAAUUAACGAGAGGCCCAUAAUCUUUCCGUUGUCGAACCCCACGACGUGCUCGGAAGUUUCAUACGAGAACGCAUUCAAAUGGACCAAUGGCAAAGUCAUCUUUGCCAGCGGCAGUCCUUACGAUCCUCUGAAAGGUCCGAGUGGCAAGAUGCACCAUCCGGCACAAGCAAACAAUGCUUAUAUCUUCGGACCCAUGGGCAUGGCUGCUCUGUUGACCCAUUGUCGGCAGAUCACGGACGAUGUGUUUCUGCAGGCGGCAAAGAUAUUGGCCGGUUUGACUCCAGCUAAACAUCUCGAAACUGGCAUGUUGUUCCCGACCAUCGGCGAAAUGAAGGGUUUGGUGGUAACUCUGAUUUCUGGUAUCGCUGAGUUCAUGGUGGAGUCCAAGCUGGGAAGGAAACCAGCAGCUGCGGCUGACUGGCCUGAUUACAUCAGGUCUCAGAUGUAUCAGCCUGGAGUUGCUCCUACUACGGUUGUAGAAGCACACCAUGCUGAUACUCGAGAGCUUUUAACGAUCCGCCACAUGUACACUGAUAUUCAGCGUUACUUAUUCCUCCGACACCUACAGGACGCAAAACCGGACACUUUCUGGAAGCUUAUCAUCAACAAUGCGCAAGAGCUUUUGCCAUAUGUCUACACGCCCACUGUUGGAGAAGCUUGUCAAGAUUACAGUAAACUCCCCAUCGAGACUCGAGGUUUGUAUAUAAGACAAGAAGACAGUGGCAAGAUUCUGAAGAAGCUGCAGGCGUGGCGACACCAGGAAGUCAAGGUUAUCGUGGUAACAGAUGGGGAGAGAAUUCUCGGGCUUGGCGAUUUGGGAUCUGGUGGGAUGGGCAUCAGUGAGGGGAAAAUUAUUCUGUACACCGUCUUUGGCGGCUUAAAUCCCAAGCAUUGUCUACCAGUGUGCAUAGACGUGGGCACAAACAAUGACAGCCUGAUUCAAGAUCCCCAAUACAAGGGGAUCGUACAAAAGCGACUUCGUGGGGAGCCGUACGAUAAGCUGAUACACGAGUUUGUCCUGGCUCUUCAGAAGUGGCAGCCCCAUGUGCUUUUGCAGUUUGAGGACUUUGGCAACACCAACGCCUUCAGGCUUCUGGAAAAGUAUCAGAAAGUUUUGUGCUGCUUCAACGAUGACAUUCAGGGAACUGCUUGUAUCGCACUGACCGGAAUCUUCUCUGCUCUUCGGAUCACAGGGAAGAAGCUGGAAGACCAGAAAAUUCUAAUAUUGGGAGCAGGCGAGGCAGGCACGGGCAUCGGCAAAAUCAUAGCUUUAGCUCUAACGCAGACAUGUAAUAAACCCAUGAAAGACGCUCUGAAAUGUUGUCACUUGGUCGACUCAAAGGGUCUGGUCUGCAAGUCAAGGACAGACCUACAGCAACACAAAUUACCGUUUGCGCAUGACGUAGCGUUUCAACCUGAUCUUCUUUCAGCUGUGAAAUCUGUGAGGCCCACGAUACUGAUUGGAGUCUCCACGAUCACAGGGGCGUUUAACAAAGACGUGCUAGAAGCCAUGCGCAGUUUCAAUGCCCGGCCUGUAAUAUUUCCUCUAUCCAACCCCACUUCGAAGGCCGAGUGCACGUUCGAAGAAGCAUACAAUCACACGGGAGGAACCGCUGUAUUUGCCAGUGGCAGUCCGUUCCCAGCGUUUAAAACGAAACAAGGGAAGACUUUAUACCCAGCGCAAGCCAACAAUUCUUACGUUUUUGGACCGAUCGGCAUGGCGACUGUUUUGACCAAGUGUAAAACUAUCACCGAAGAGCUGUUUUUGAUGACCGCGGAGCUCCUCGCGGGAAUCACUCCCGAGGCCCGACUCAGCUCAGGAAUGCUUUUCCCGGCAUUUUCAGACAUGAAGGAAGUUGCACCCCACCUCAUUGCUGGAAUCUGUGAGCACAUUGUGAAGAGUGGUCAGGGAACGCAGCCUGCGGAUGCAACUGACUGGUUAGACUACGUGAAAUCACAUAUGUACAAACCUCCCGAUGAUGAUGAAUGAAGACACACCAAGUUCAGUUCGUGCUUGAGUCGUGUCUAGAUAAUCUGAAGGUAAUCACAUCAGCAGAGCUCGAAUUGGAACCAUUUGAGAUGGUGGCCUAUUAUUCAUUUCGGAGGAUCUAUCCCCGAUUUCAUGGGCGCCGCCGCGGUUCACAGCAAGAGGUGGGGUCCGCAGUUAGAGAGAUGGGAGACAAGAGUGACCAGGUGAAAGAACAUAACCCAUCUCCAAUUCUUUGAUAUAUUCUGAAAUAGCGCUCCAUUGACGAUCAUGGCACUCGUCGAUUUCUAAUCAAAUGAUAUCAAAUGAAAGAAUUCUUGGCCAUGCAUUAGUGGGAGUAUAGUUCAGAACUCUUUCUGUUGAAUUGAGCCCCCAGGCAGCAGUUUAGCCGCUUGGCUGCUAUUUCUCAGUGUGUACAAAUAGUUUUUACUUCUUUCGGCCAUUUCAAUUAUCUAUGAUUUACUUCCUCGGAAAAGCAGUAGAGGUUUUUCGUCUUGAACCCAUCUCGGAAGAUAUUGCUACUCUUUCAAAUCCUCACAACAAUCGCACUUUUCGUUUGCGCAUGACCAUGUAGGGUCAGCGCGUCCACAGGGAGGGAAUUAUAGCAUAGAUAUGAUCUCGCCAGGGUAUACCUGAGAAGAGAAAACUGAUUUUCGAAUCCUCCACCAUUCUUGUUAAAUAUCCGCUCUGCUUCCAUGUGUCCCAAGAGUUUAUUAUUCAAAUGCCUCGUAUCGAAACUUAAGUGUGUAAUCAAAUAUUAAAAACAUAGAUUUCUGAUCUCUGAAAUCAAUAGUAAGGUAUAUAUUUAAAUAUCAAGUUGCCUGGUGUAAUUUCAACCAAAACCAUGCAAUACAAUCAGAAAAUUUAUAUAGUACAUGGCUAAUGUACAAUCAAAUCCUAGUCUUCUGCUUCCCAACUAAAAAACAUGAGCUGUAACUUGAUAUAUGGGUUGAUUUAUGAGAUUAGAAGUCGAACUAAAGG
Marchantia polymorpha subsp. ruderalis is the source of this 5032-nucleotide messenger RNA. The record is from the annotation of a GenBank genome assembly. Lineage: Eukaryota; Viridiplantae; Streptophyta; Marchantiopsida; Marchantiales; Marchantiaceae.